Messenger RNA from Oikopleura dioica, 846 nucleotides. NCBI's taxonomy places the organism in Eukaryota, Metazoa, Chordata, Appendicularia, Copelata, Oikopleuridae. The record is from the annotation of a GenBank genome assembly.
AUGCCAAAGACGAAAAAUUACCACAUGGUGGAAAACAGCGCGGACCACUUCAACAUAAUCCGGCGCUGCCAGAAAAUUGUGCGUGAGACAAAAGCUGCCAAAAAGCUUUCCGAUACGGAUCAGAAUUCGUUGGCAAACGCGCUGAUGGGUUGUGGAAGGCCAGCGGAGACGAAAAAGGUUAAUCAGAUGGAUUUGACUGAAAUCAAGGAAGAGGUCUUGGAAUCCGUCAGAGGGCUCAGAGAUGAUAUUGAAUCGCACAUUGAGAGAAUCGCCGAGCACUCUGCUGAUUACCUGAAGCCCCACGACCGAAUUCUCAUCUGGGGAUUCUCAGCGCUCGUCGCAAAUUUCAUCGAAAAAGCCGUCGCCUCCAAGUCGAGAAAAACGCCCAUCACCCUCCUCGUUUCCGGCAGUUCCAACGAUGCGAUGGAUUAUCAACGAAUUUUGCGAAAACAAGUCGAAAGUAAAAUGCUUCAAAUUGUCGUAAUUGGCGAUGGAGCUGCGUUUACUGUCAUGCCUAUUGUGCAAAAGGUUCUCAUCCCGGCUUCAUCGCUUCUGCCCGACGGAUCAAUGCGAACUCCAGCUGGGAUAAGAGCGCUCUGUCUGGCCGCCCGAGUUCAUGCUGUUCCAGUUUUGGCUCUCUGCCCGCUGCAUAAAAUAUCAGCCGACUAUCCCGAAGACGAGUGCGAAUUAGUUCAACCAGAUCACCCUAGAGAAAUUAAACCAGCUUGGGACUUGGUCAAAUCUAACCUGGUAUCAGUCGUUAUCACCUCGGAAGGCGGCCUCCCACCGAACGACACCUACCGUCUCCACAAUCAGCUCUACCACCCGGGCGACUCAUUGCAAUAG